CAGCUCGGUGCCAAGCCAAGCCAAUCGCUCAUCCAGCGAACCCACCCCACCUCUGAGAAUCCGAUCUUUUGAUCUCAGUUCGAACUAGCUCGCUGAUCUCGCGCCGCGGACGAUCAUGGGGAUUGUGCUGGGAAAGAUCACCGUGGAGAUGCCCAAGCACGAGGUGGUCCACACCGGCGCAGGCUACGAGGUCCGCAAGUACCCGCCGUGCGUCGCCGCCGAGGUCACCUACGACCCCGCGGAGAUGAAAGGCGACCGCGACGGCGGGUUCACCGUCCUCGCCAACUACAUCGGCGCCCUCGGCCGCCCGCAGAACACCAAGCCCGAGAAGAUCGACAUGACGGCGCCGGUCAUCACCUCCGGCGAGCCCGAGAGUAUCGCCAUGACGGCGCCGGUCAUCACCUCUGGCGAGCCCGAGAGUAUCGCCAUGACGGCGCCGGUCAUCACCAAGGCCGGCGAGCCCGAGCCGGUGGCGAUGACCGCACCGGUGAUCACGGCCGACGAGGGCGGUAAGGCUGGGGGCAAGAUGAUAAUGCAGUUCCUGCUGCCGUCCAAGUACAGCAAGGCGGAGGAGGCUCCGCGGCCGACGGACGAGCGGGUGGUGCUGCGGGAGGUGGGGGAGAGGAAGUACGGGGUGGUGAGGUUCAGCGGCCUGACCGGCGACAAGGUGGUGAAGGAGAAGGCGGAGUGGCUCAAGGCCGCGCUGGAGAAGGACGGGUUCGCCGUCAAGGGCCCCUUCGUGCUGGCGCGCUACAACCCGCCGUUUACUCUGCCGCCGCUGCGCACAAACGAGAUCAUGAUACCUGUGUAGGAUCGAAAUGUAUCACAGGGGUGAAUGGUAGGUACAACCAAAACCCAAAAAUCUUUUAGCGGAAAUAAAAGAUUAUCUCUGUCAAAGAAUAUCUUGAUUGUCUCGCUCCUAUGCCACCGCUAUCUUGAUCGCGCCGCUCCUAUGCCGCCGAUCAUAUCGUCAAAAUCCAAAAACUCACCAGCGCCGAUCAGAUUGUCAGAAUUCAGAAAAUCACUUGACUUUAUUGUAUCAACUAGAAUUUACAAAGCGCACCAAUAACGC
This is a messenger RNA of Oryza brachyantha (malo sina), 1072 nucleotides long. RefSeq names its product heme-binding-like protein At3g10130, chloroplastic. Lineage: Eukaryota; Viridiplantae; Streptophyta; Magnoliopsida; Poales; Poaceae. The record is from RefSeq and is a predicted model, not a curated record. The coding region runs from base 116 to 811 and encodes 231 amino acids. The transcript has a single exon.